UGGCUUGGAGUGUGAACAAACUGCACUUUAUUCCAAAGUAUAGGGGCUAACAUUUCACAUUCAAGUCAACUUUCAUUUCAACAGAAUCAGAGAACCAACAAUUCUACCGAAGAAGACGAUCAUUUGGAAGCAAUGAAAGAAGAAAUCAACAAAGUAAACUCUCAAACAGUAUUAGAAGAAUGGAGUGGAACUUCUUCCAACAAACUCUCCUUAACCGCCGUUAUCUCUCCGUCAUCUUCUCCGUCAUCUUUCACAGUGAAGAAAUACGGUAAUCGAUUCAACCUUUUCUCUAGAAGGUUCCUCGAAGCAUUCGUUCCUGAGGGUUUCCCAAACAGUGUGACUCCUGAUUACAUUCCGUUUCAAACUUGGGAUUUAUUGCAGGGACUCUCUACAUACAUAAGGAUGAUGCUUUCUACACAAGCUCUUUUAAGUGCUAUAGGAGUUGGGGAGAAAUCGGCAACUGUAAUUGGGGCUACUUUUCAGUGGUUUUUGAGGGAUUUGACGGGGAUGCUUGGAGGUGUCAUGUUCACAUUCUACCAGGGCUCAAACCUAGACAGCAAUGCCAAAAUGUGGCGUCUGGUUGCAGAUCUCAUGAAUGAUCUUGGAAUGCUGAUGGACCUUGUUUCUCCAUUGUUUCCUUCGGCAUUUGUAUUCAUUGUCUGCUUAGGGAGCUUGUCAAGAUCCUUCACUGGUGUUGCCAGUGGAGCAACUAGAGCUGCUUUGACCCAGCAUUUUGCUCUUCAGAAUAACGCCGCAGAUAUAUCUGCAAAGGAAGGAAGCCAAGAGACGGUUGCAACGAUGAUAGGAAUGGCUUUAGGAAUGCUUCUUGCACAUAUUACAAUGGACCACCCAACGAUCAUAUGGUUCUCUUUUUUGUCUCUCACAGUGUUCCACAUGUAUGCUAAUUACAAAGCGGUUAGGUGCCUUAAUCUGACUACGUUAAACUGUGAACGAAGCUCAAUUCUUUUACUGCAUUUUGUGGAGACCGGCCAAGUUUUCUCUCCAAAAGAGGUCUCGGUGUUGGAGCAUGUUUUACCGUUAUGGGUCAGUUCUUGGAGCUCAAAAAGUACCAAAUUUUUGUAUACACGAGUACGCUUAGGUGUCAGAGUCUCCUCACUUAACAGCCCGGAAAUGAUGGAGUUAUUAAGUUCUGCUGGAUCUCAAUACGAGAAAGCAAAAUACUUAUUACUUGAGAAGAAAGGAAUUAUCAGCAUUGUUAUGCAUAAAGAUUCAACUACUGCGGAUGUCAUGCAGGCGUAUAUUCAUGCUCUUGUCAUGGCAAAUCUUUUACAUCAUAACCGUACAUCAUUACAUACGGAUAGCCAAACAUGGAUGGAUAAACACUAUCAAACUUUUGUUUCCAAGCUUCAAUCAUCUGGUUGGAAAACGGGGAGACUUUUAUCUUCGUCAAUCACGUGGAGAGCAAACUGGAGCCGUGCGAUUCCAGACAAGAAGAUUCAAUAGAAGAUUUAACCUAUACUGACAAAAUCCCCCGUUCUGAAACAAUUUUAACGAUUAUAUGAACGUUGGUACUCAUUAUUCUAGUAUUAAAUUUUCAGUUUUGAUAACAAGAUGACGCCAUUAGAACUCCAACGGCCACAAUAAACAUGGACAGCAUGCCUACAAGAAGUACAUAGGUUCUCCUGGACGAUUUAUGGUAUUCACCAAAAAG
Molecule: messenger RNA, 1672 nt
Organism: Helianthus annuus (common sunflower)
Lineage: Eukaryota; Viridiplantae; Streptophyta; Magnoliopsida; Asterales; Asteraceae
Product: protein root UVB sensitive 3
Exons: 15
Coding region: 133-1464 (443 amino acids)
Source: RefSeq, a predicted model, not a curated record